UAUUACUGUCGGCUGCUGCUGAUUAAAGGCUGUUACUGUGGACUACUGCAUGCUAUCAAUUACACAUUAAUGACCGUUGAUUAUUAUGAGGCGCCCAGUACAGCGCAGCUGCUCACCAACUACUGCGACUACUGCUGCGAUAUACUCCAGCGGACUACUGCGCAUUAUUACUGUCGGCUGCUGAUUAUACGCUGUUACUCUGCUGCACCAAUUUGUGCGACUACCACUGCGCAUUAUUAUUACUGUCGGCUGCUGAUUAUACGCUGUUACUGGCGCCCAGUACAGCGCAGCUGCUGCACCAACUACUGCGACUACUGCUGCGAUAUACUCCAGCGGACUACUGCGCAUUAUUACUGUCGGCUGCUGAUUAUACGCUGUUACUGUGGACUAUUGCAUGCUAUCAAUUACAUAUUAAUGACCAUUGAUUAUUAUGAGUCGCCCAGUACAGCGCUGCAGCUGUUGCACCAACUUGUGCGACUACUGCUGCAGACUGCGCAUUGUUACUGUCGACUACUGCGGAUUUCACGCUAG
Molecule: messenger RNA, 531 nt
Organism: Emiliania huxleyi CCMP1516
Lineage: Eukaryota; Haptophyta; Isochrysidales; Noelaerhabdaceae
Exons: 2
Source: RefSeq, a predicted model, not a curated record